AUGUCAGACUUUCUGGCGUACCUGACUUCUGCGCCCUCUCGCCCCCACGGGUCCGCCAAUAUCACCGACAAAUGCUACGACCACCAACUCCGUGAUCUGAUUGCAUACCUAAAGCAACCUGGCGUAGCCCCGAGCACUGCGGACAUCAACGGGUACCUAGAAGCCAUCAGCCCUGCCGUACACAGUCUGUCAUAUCUCUACUUACUGCGCAUCCGAAUACAACAACUCCAGGAGAAAACAGCUGUUGGUGUGCCAAACGAUUUACAGCCUGGAGGUACCCUAUGGAAUCAAACUGUUAAGUUCUUGCGAUCGUUUGAUCCAAUUCAGAUUAGAUACGUUGGCCAUGAAUGGCGAGAACUUGUUGACUCGGUGGCCAACGCCGCGCUAUCUGUUUCCAAGCCAAUAUUGGCAGUCAAAAUGAUCAGGGACGCUCUAGAACGUCUCAACACCGCCGGAGUAUUUACAUCACUCCAUUUAAUGCUAGUCAAACUUGCGCUGCUCUCAUCCUCAUAUACAUAUGUACUUCCAGUCCUGGACAAGCUCCUAUGCCACUUCCCCUCGGACACCCAGAACGCACAUGCGGGGAUACUGCUUUGCUCGGAGCAUGAACCUAGCACCGUAUUUUUUACAGAUUCGUCUGGGUUUUCGGCAAACCUAACAUACCGGGACCACCUCCAAUUCUAUAUGUACAGCGGGAUGGUUUAUAUGGCUCUCAAGAAGUGGGACCAGGCGUCUCAUUGCCUGGGGAUUGUUAUAUCGGCCCCAACCGCUAACUCGGUCAGCAAAAUUAUGGUGGAAGCAUACAAGAAGUGGGUUUUGGCGAAUCUGCUUGGGCACGGGAAGCUAUUUUCCGUCCCAAAUUUGGUCGCUCCUCAUGUUACCCGGGUAUACCAGUCAUUGUCGAAGCCAUACAUCUCGCUGGCCGAGGCGUUCGAGAAACGUGACUUCCAAAGACUGAGAACCGAAAUUAGUCUAGGGCAAACAAUUUGGCGGGCCGAUAAAAACUCUGGACUUGUUUACCAGGUCUUUGAAGCAUACGACAAGUUCUUAAUCAUAAAGUUAGGGAAAACAUUUUCUGCUCUCACAAUGCCCGAUGUACUGCAACGGGCUUCGUCUUGCUCGAAGGGUUCCCGUGAUAUCGAAGAAUUCGUUGUCUCGCUUGUGAUGACGAAAGAACUGAGGGCCAAAUUAUCUCAUUCUCCGGGCAACGAAACCACUACAAUGUUGCGUUUCCCGCUGAGCUCUCAGAGCCAUGCACUUCGGGAAGAGCAUAUACGGUUUAGGUUGAUACAGAAAGAGGCUGCACUAAAUACAAUUUCCCGAGCAAUAACCCAGACGAAAAUUACGCUAGAGACUUCUCAUGAAAACCUUCAAGUCAUAGCGAAAAACCAGAAGUUGGCUGGUAGCUCCGAAAGAUCUGGCGUUGUGGGUUCUACUGAGGCAGACGGUGGCGGUGACUUAGAUGAAGAUCUCAUGGGGGAUGGCCGAUAG
Molecule: messenger RNA, 1491 nt
Organism: Aspergillus nidulans FGSC A4
Lineage: Eukaryota; Fungi; Ascomycota; Eurotiomycetes; Eurotiales; Aspergillaceae
Product: protein csnC
Exons: 5
Coding region: 1-1491 (496 amino acids)
Cellular component (GO): nucleus; cytoplasm
Source: RefSeq, a predicted model, not a curated record